Molecule: messenger RNA, 1938 nt
Organism: Ectocarpus sp. CCAP 1310/34
Lineage: Eukaryota; Phaeophyceae; Ectocarpales; Ectocarpaceae
Source: the annotation of a GenBank genome assembly
AUGCCUUCGCUUCUCAUGAUCGACGGGCCCGAAAAGAUGAAUACCAUCUCCGGCGACUUCCGGCAAGAGAUUGAGGACAUCUGGUCCGGACAGAUCGCGGACGAUCCGUCCGUCAAGGCCGUUGUUUUCAUCUCGGGCAAGCCCGACAACUACAUCGCCGGCGCCGACAUCCGGAUGAUCAGCGCCACCGAGGACAAGGCGGACCUGAAGCAGGUGCGGCGGCAGUCAGUUGGGGGCUCGGUUUGCGAACGAGGCGAGAUCUGUAUGGACGGGCACGCGACCUUCGACAUCCUGGCAAAGAAGGGCAUUCCCGUGAUCGCGGCGAUCAACGGGGCGUGCCUCGGCGGGGGAUUGGAGUGGGCCCUGCACUGCGACUACCGCCUGGCGACCACGAGCCCCAAGACUGUCCUGGGCCUGCCAGAGGUGAAGCUAGGCCUCCUGCCGGGGUGGGGAGGGACGCAGCUUCUUCACCCGCUGGUUGGGCUUCAGGCUGCCCUCGACAUGAUUCUUACUGGCAAAAACAUUCGGCCGCACAAGGCGCUGAAGAUGGGACUCGUAGACCAGCUGGUCGACCCGGCUUCGCUGGAGGCGGUGGCCGUGGAGGCUGCCGCGUCGCUGGCCGAAGGCAGCUUGAAGUCCAAGCGGAAGCCGAAAGCACUGAUGAACAAGAUCAUCGAGGACACGCCCAUCGGGCGAUCGAUCAUGUGGAAGAAGGUGGGAGAGAAAGUAGCCAAGUCGACGGGCGGCAACUAUCCGAACGCGACGGCCAUCGUAGACUGCAUCAAGUUCGGCCUGUCGUCGUCUAAGCAGGCUGCGCUCGAGUACGAGGCGCAGCGCUUCUCGGAGAUGGCUGCCACGCCGGAGUCGGAGAGCCUGAUCGGCCUGUUCGAGGGGUCGACGGCUCUCAAGAAGAAUCGCUUCGGCAAGCCCGCGAAGAAGGUGGAGAAGGUGGCGGUUCUCGGGGCGGGACUGAUGGGAGCGGGGAUCGCGCAGGUGCCGUUGUUUCUGUGGCCUGGUGUUUGGUUCAGGGAUUCGGCGUCCGUGGGAAAGGGGACAUCGUACAUCAUGGACAACGCGGCGGCCAAGCUCAAGAAGAAGCGCAUGACCAAGUACGAGAUGGACACGGUCGGGUCUCGGGUGAUCCCCCUGACCGACGAGGGCGACCUGUGGCAACGCCACUUCGCCUCGGCGGAGAUGGUCAUCGAGGCCGUCCCGGAGAACCUUGACCUUAAACACAGAGUAAUCCAGCAGGCGGAGCAGUUCCUCCCGGAGGACUGCGUGUUCGCCACCAACACGUCCGCCCUGCCCAUCAGGGACAUCGCGACGGCUUCUAAGCGACCGCAGAACGUGGUGGGCAUGCACUACUUCUCGCCCGUCCCCAUGAUGCCCUUGCUCGAGCACGGUCAGAUCAUUCCCCACGACGGCACCUCGGACGCGGCUGCUGCGGCCGCGGUUGACGUCGGAGGGCGUCAAGGGAAGACUUGCAUCGUUGUCAAGGAUGUGCCGGGGUUCUACGUCAACAGGUGCUUGGGCCCGUUCCUCGUGGAGACGUGCGCUUUGGUGGAGGCGGGGGUGGGGCUGGAGCAGCUGGACAAGGUCAUGAAGUCCUACGGACUGCCUGUGGGGCCCAUCACCCUAGCGGACGAGGUGGGCAUCGACAUCGGCUUCCACGUGCAAAGCUUCUUGUCGGAGGCAGACAUGGGCGUGAGAAUGACCGGCGGCAACGUGGCGGUCAUGGGCGACAUGGUGGAGAAGGGGCUUCUCGGCCGCAAGUCCGGCAAGGGCUUCUACCUGUACCCUAAGGGGAAGAAGGGCAACAAAGGGGGCAAGGAGCUAAACCCAGAGGCGGUGUCGCUCAUCAAGGCGCACCAGGCGGCCGGCGGAGGGGGCGCGUCCCUGGCAAACGAUGUCAUCCAGGACCGCAUGAUGUGCAGGUGA